Molecule: messenger RNA, 1921 nt
Organism: Oreochromis aureus
Lineage: Eukaryota; Metazoa; Chordata; Actinopteri; Cichliformes; Cichlidae
Product: intestinal-type alkaline phosphatase-like
Exons: 11
Coding region: 60-1628 (522 amino acids)
Biological process (GO): dephosphorylation
Cellular component (GO): plasma membrane
Molecular function (GO): alkaline phosphatase activity
Source: RefSeq, a predicted model, not a curated record
GUUCAGAGUGAGGAAAAAGUGCUCUUGUUCUCUCUUUGGAUUCACAUAGAGUCUAGACCAUGGCCAACGGACAAUAUCUAUUUUUUGUUGGAUUACUGAUUUCCAUUUUGGUGCAGUGGACUUUGUGUGUUAACAGGGAUGAGCUCGACCCGCUCUACUGGAACAAUAAAGGAAGGAAUGCUCUCCACACAGCCCUAAAUAAACCACGUAAUUCACACCAAGCCAAGAAUGUCAUCCUCUUCCUGGGAGAUGGUAUGGGUAUACCAACAGUGACUGCUGCCCGGAUCCUCAAAGGCCAGUUGGAGGGAAAAAGUGGGGAGGAGUCCAGUCUAGCUAUGGAUUCCUUCCCCCACCUGGCACUGUCUAAGACGUACAACGUGGAUCAGCAGAUGCCAGAUAGUGCUGGCACAGCAACAGCGUACCAGUGUGGUGUGAAGGCCAACUAUGGCACCCUGGGGGUCAAUGCUGCCGCCCCAAGGUACAACUGCCAGGCUUCCCAUGGGAAUAACGUCACAUCUGUUCUUCACCGCGCCAAGGAAGCAGGGAAAUCAGUCGGCAUUGUCACCACAACCAGAGUUCAACAUGCCUCUCCUGCUGCAGCCUACGCUCAUGUUGCCAGCCGGGACUGGUAUUCUGACGCUGAUCUCUCAGAAGAGGCAGUCCAGAAUGGCUGCCGUGACAUUGCUUACCAGCUGGUUUACAACACAGAGAUAGAUGUUAUCCUUGGAGGAGGUCGUACCUAUAUGUUUCCCACAACACAACAAGACCCAGAGUAUCCAACUGUUAAAGGAGCCCGAAAGGAUGAAAAAAAUCUGGUCGAUGAGUGGUUAAAGAACAAACAGAAUGCUAAAUAUGUUUGGAACAAGGUUGACUUUGAUGCCAUCAAUCCUGCAACUACAAACUUCCUGAUGGGUCUGUUUGAGCCCAAAGACUGCCGGUACGAGCUGGAUCGUGACCCCUCUAUGGACCCAUCCCUUACAGAGAUGACAGAGAAAGCUAUCAGGAUCCUCAGCAAGAACCCCAAUGGAUUUUUCCUCUUUGUGGAAGGGGGGAGAAUCGACCACGGUCACCAUGCAACGAUGGCUAAAAAGGCACUCCACGAAGCUGUAGAGUUUGACCGGGCGAUCGAGCGAGCGGCUGACCUCGUCAGUGACCUGGACACUCUGACUAUUGUCACUGCAGAUCACUCUCACGUUUUUGCUUUUGGAGGUGAUUCUCCCAGAGGAAACCCUGUUCUAGGGAUCGCUGAUACCCAGGCUACUGACAACAAACACUUCACCACUGCUGUGUAUGGGAAUGGACCAGGAUACAAGAUUGCCAAUGGAAGUCGCCCGGAUGUGAAUGAAUCAGUUUCAACGGACAACAACUACCUCCAGCAGACUGCUGUCCCUCUUGAUUCAGAGACCCACGGCAUAGAGGAUGUAGCCAUUUUUGCCAAAGGUCCCAUGUCACAUCUUUUUGACGGAGUCCAGGAACAGAGCUACAUUGCUCAUGUGAUGGCUUAUGCUUUAUGCAUAGAUCCCUAUGUGGACUGCCAAUUACCUGAAGCCAGCCAUGCUGUAGCAAGCCACCCCAGCCUGCUGCUUCUUCUGAUGAGCCUCCUUCUAAUUACUUUCUACCCUAUCUGAGAUGACACGAGAUGACAUGAUAUCUAUCCCUGGAAAAUCGGUGCUAUCUUAGAAUUUGGAUGAGGAAUAAAUUGUUUUCACUCUACUGUGUCUAAUUUAAAAGUGAUGUAAUAGUCUUAGACAGCGCUGUUGUUUUAUGUAAUUUCCUAUUGUUGACACAACUUUGCUGUAAAAACCAUUUCUGUUAUGAUUGCAUAAAGCAAUGUUUUAAUGCUUUGUUAAGCUCCUGUAAAUAAAAUUAUGGUUGUCAUUAUAUUGGAGAUGUACUGAAUAAACAAGAGAUUUCAUGAUGA